Molecule: messenger RNA, 552 nt
Organism: Nannospalax galili (Upper Galilee mountains blind mole rat)
Lineage: Eukaryota; Metazoa; Chordata; Mammalia; Rodentia; Spalacidae
Product: olfactory receptor 13C7
Exons: 1
Biological process (GO): G protein-coupled receptor signaling pathway
Cellular component (GO): membrane
Molecular function (GO): olfactory receptor activity; G protein-coupled receptor activity
Source: RefSeq, a predicted model, not a curated record
AUGUACUUCUUCCUGGGGAACCUCUCCUUCCUGGACAUCUGCUACACCACGUCCUCAGUCCCCCUCAUUCUCGACAGCUUCCUUACUCCCGGGAAAACCAUCUCCUUCUCAGCCUGUGCUGUGCAGAUGUUUCUCUCCUUUGCAAUGGGAGCCACAGAGUGUGUGCUCCUGAGCAUGAUGGCGUUUGAUCGCUACGUGGCCAUCUGCAACCCGCUUAGAUACCCUGUGGUCAUGAGCAAGGCUGCCUAUGUGCCCAUGGCUGCCAGCUCCUGGGCAGGUGGUAUCACCAAUUCUGUAGCGCAGACAUCCUUGGCAAUGCGGCUGCCCUUCUGUGGGGACAAUGUUAUCAAUCACUUCAGCUGUGAGAUCCUGGCAGUCCUGAAACUGGCCUGUGCUGACAUCUCCAUCAAUGUCAUCAGCAUGGCUGUGGCCAACAUGAUCUUCCUGGGAAUCCCAGUCCUCUUCAUCUUUGUCUCCUAUGUCUUCAUCCUUGCCACAAUCCUGAGAAUCCCCUCCACUGAGGGGAGGAAGAAGGCCUUCUCCACCUGCUCU